This is a messenger RNA of Oryza sativa Japonica Group (Japanese rice), 527 nucleotides long. RefSeq names its product Bowman-Birk type wound-induced proteinase inhibitor WIP1. The record is from RefSeq and is a predicted model, not a curated record. Gene Ontology annotation, molecular function: serine-type endopeptidase inhibitor activity. NCBI's taxonomy places the organism in Eukaryota, Viridiplantae, Streptophyta, Magnoliopsida, Poales, Poaceae. Gene Ontology annotation, cellular component: extracellular region.
CCAGCAGCAACCACAACCGCUCAAAGCACUCUGCAAGUAGACCGAGCAAGGGCAAAGCUUUGUGCAUAGCUAUAGCACGAUAACAAUUUACAGGUGGCCAUGAAGAGCAGCACGCUCAUGGUGAUCCUGGUUCUCCAGGCCGUCCUGGUCAUGGGGAUUUUUGCAGCUGUGGCUAAGGAGAAUGCUGUGGGAGAGAGCAAGGGCAACACUGAGACCAACGGUGGCAAGCUCAAGUGCUGCAGCAACUGCAACUUCUCCUUCUCGGGGCUCUACACCUGCGAGGACGUCGUCAAGAAGUGCGACCCCGUCUGCAAGAGCUGCGCCGUCGUCAAGACUCACCCUGUGAAGAAGUUCAAGUGCACCGACACCUUCCUCGGCAUGUGCGGCCCUCCCUGCAAGCACUGAAAUCCUCUCAAUCCAAACUCCAAUGUGCUGUGAGAGCAUGGCCAUGGUGCUUGAGUUCGUGCAUACGCAUGCCGUCCCAAGUUACAUGCCAACAAAUAAGCCGUUGUUUCUUAGAUAUAUGU